AUGUUGGUGAUACUUCAUCAGGUAUUAUUAGCAAAUGGCCCCCCUACCAAACACAUCAUUAGAAGCAAUGUUAUCGGAAGCAGCAAGUACCAACUUGAGGAUGACAGCCCAGUUCCCAACAGAGCACCACUGGGGACUCUUUAUGAGGUGGUGGGAUGCGAGGAUGAAUGCACGGAGGGCGGGCCACCUGUGGGAGCGGAAGCAGCCAGCCCCCUCGACCAUGGCUCUGCAAACCAGUUCACUGACGAAAUAGCCAGGGCCCAGGCCCACCUCGCCGGUCGCAAGACAGUCUCGGAGGUCCUAUCCAUUUACUUUGGGUCCCUGACGGCGAGCAGUGGCGGCAAGCACCAAGGUUUGGCUUCAGCAUCGACUGCUGAUGCCACUACUUGUUCAAGCACCAUGCUGUUUACUUCAAUGUCAAACGCUUCUACUUCUGCUGCUACUACUGGCUCUUUUGGUUCUCCAGCAACUUCGACUGGAACAUUUGGUGGCAUAACUUUGGGAUUUGGAUUAAAAUUCCCUGGAGCAGAUGGAGCAGCUCAUACUGCUUCUACUACAGCAUCAACGACGACCACCACCACUGUCACCACCACCACCACUACUACCACAACCACCAGUGGCUUUACCUUGAACCUAAGGUCACUGACAUCAUCUGGGAUUAAUAACAUUGUUCCAGUUGGUAUUAAUUCCCUACCAUUUACUUCGACUGUUAAUGCAAUUGAAACUCCCGUGAUGACAUAUGGUCAGCUGGAGGGUCUGAUAAACAAAUGGGGCCUUGAUUUAGAGGAUCAAGAGAAGUACUUUCUUCACCAGGCCACUCGGGUCAAUGCUUGGGACCAUACACUGACUGAGAAUGGUGAGAAGAUUACUACUUUACAUGGAGAAGUGGAAAAAGUGAAACUGGAUCAGCAGAGGCUGGAACAAGAAUUGGAUUUUAUCCUGUCACAGCAGAAGGAACUGGAAGAUCUCUUGACCCCUUUAGAGGAGUUUGUGAAGGACCAGAGUGGGUCUGCUUAUCUGCAGCAUGCAGAUGAGGAGCAUGGAAAGACUUACAAAUUAGUAGAAAAUAUAGAUGCUCAGCUGAAACGAAUGGCCCAAGAUCUCAAGGAUAUUAUCGAGCACCUGAAUACAUUUGGAAGUCCUGCUGACACUAUUGACCCGCUUCAGCAGAUCUGCAAGAUCCUGAAUGCUCAUAUAGACUCUCUACAGUGGAUUAAUUGGAAUUCAGGCAUGCUGCAAAGGAAAGUAGAAGCGGUAACACGGAUUUUUGAGGAUCAUCAUCGUGCAGAGCAAGAACACAAUAUCAGAAUUGCUUUUGAUUGAAUGACCGUAUCUUCAGCAUGUUGUUUUGGGAUUACACAUUAUCUACAAAUUGUGAUGAUGUGAAAUAGAGUAGUAUUCACAAUUAACUACUUAAUCUUUGGUUGCAAUGAAGUUUGCAUGUGGUUGUUUUUUUUUUUUUUUCCAUUUAAAUACUGUGCUGUUGAGAAUUAAACUGUAGUUUGGCUUUUAGUAUUAGCAAAUCAUAACUGUAUUAGCCCUCUUGGCUCUAGGCAGCAACCUGUUAGAUAUUGACUCCAUGUGUGUAAUUCGUAUCUUAAAUUCUCCUAGAUUCCAUAUUCUAUCAGCAGCACACAUUGUCUUUCUUCCUUUAACUGGAUCAUCGAGAAAUGUUUGCCAAGAAAUAGAUGCCAGCCAGCCUUUACUGGAUGCCUGUUACCUUUCAACAUAUAGUGCUAGAUACUGUAGUCUUUUUCCUCAAAGGAACUGACUGUCUAGUUUGAGAUAUAAUUAAUGCCAUUCUGUAUGAAAACAGUAUAGAUAAUACAAAGAAGUGCGUUAUUAAUUACAGAAAGUGUGCUAUAGAAAUUCAGAGAAAAGGAAACA
Messenger RNA from Zalophus californianus (California sea lion), 1887 nucleotides. RefSeq names its product nuclear pore glycoprotein p62-like. Gene Ontology annotation, cellular component: nuclear pore; nuclear pore central transport channel. The record is from RefSeq and is a predicted model, not a curated record. NCBI's taxonomy places the organism in Eukaryota, Metazoa, Chordata, Mammalia, Carnivora, Otariidae. Gene Ontology annotation, molecular function: structural constituent of nuclear pore; phospholipid binding. Gene Ontology annotation, biological process: protein import into nucleus; RNA export from nucleus.